Saxophila tyrrhenica is the source of this 1947-nucleotide messenger RNA. RefSeq lists its product as uncharacterized. The coding region runs from base 1 to 1947 and encodes 648 amino acids. Gene Ontology annotation, molecular function: zinc ion binding; DNA binding. NCBI's taxonomy places the organism in Eukaryota, Fungi, Ascomycota, Dothideomycetes, Mycosphaerellales, Extremaceae. The transcript has 5 exons. Gene Ontology annotation, biological process: DNA-templated transcription. The record is from RefSeq and is a predicted model, not a curated record.
AUGGUCGCUUUUAAAUCAUUAUACUCGAGACGAUCGCUGACGUCCCUACGACAGGUAUGUGAGUAUGUCGAACCAACCUCUCGGAAGAGGAAACGAAAGGAUGUCGAGGAGCUACAAAGCCGUCUGGAUCGCUACGAACAUCUAUUGAAGCAGAAUGGUCUUCUAUCUAAGCACGAUGCGAAGCAAGAGUCGCCCUCAACCAACAAUCUCGAACCUCGAGACAGCUCUGGCCCUAGUACAGCGACUGCUGACACUACGAGACCUACUUCCCGGUCGGGAGUGCUGGUAGCAGGCUCCGAGCCAGGUCAGACUCGCUAUGUUGAGAGUGCUCUAUGGGAAGACCUCGGCGAAGACCUCCAUCCCUCCUCCGACGACGAGGCAGAGCCGGCGCAGGCUUCGACACCGGCUCGCGAGCUUCCGUCUUAUGUCUCCCCUGGAGAUCUGGUAUCGGCUGCGUUUUCUGGGCCCUCUCCGCAGACAUACAAUCUAGCUGAUCUGCAUCCGCCGCCUGAGAUGGCCAGGAAGCUCUGGCAAGUGUAUCUAAGAAAUGCCGACCCGAUCUUGAAGUUUGUACACGGCCCUAGCACUACGGCCAUAGUCGAGAAGUACUGUUCCAACGUUUACGCACUUCCCAAAGAGACAGAGUGCUUGCUAUUCGCCAUUUACCACUUCGCCGUUACCUCCAUGGUAGACGGCGACCGGCAGGAGCUUCUUGGCCACUCAUGGCCGGAGAUACGUGCACAAUACCACGAUGCAACACGGCAGUGCUUGAUUGCCUGUUCUUUCUACCAAACCACAAGCUUUCCCGUACUGCAGGCUUACGCUUUGCUCCUGGCGUCGAUGCGGUUCCGAUACAAUCCUCACACGUUCUGGAUCUUGAGCGGUAUCCAGGUCCGACUGGCACAGAGGAUGGGUCUGCACAGCGAAGACGAGCGACAGCUGAGUCCAUUUGAUGUUCAGAUGCGCAGACGGGUGUGGUGGUAUGUCCUCAUUACAGAUCACUUUGCGGCACAGCAAGCUGGCACCACUUCAGCAACGAUGCCGAUCGAGUUCUGGGACUCACCAAAGCCACUUAACGUCGAUGACAAAGACAUAUGGCCAGGCAUGACGCAACGUCCACAGGAGAAGGAAGCCGCCACAGACAUGCUCGUUUUCCUUGUGCGAGUGGAGAUCACGAGUUUCAGAGCCAAGAUGAGCCGUGCUCCAGGCAAGUCUACAGACAUGGAAGCAUCUCUCAAGGAGCUCGAGAACCGGAUCCAGAGCAAGUUUACGAGGCAUUGCGACGUAACGAAUCCGGUGCAUUACAUGAUCAUGGUGGGCAACCAAGCGGCGAUGCUCAACGCACGCCUACGGACACGCUUAACUCGCGUGAAGAAAGGCGAGGCAUCCGACGCCGAGAGAAAGGAGGUCUUCGCUGUGGCUUUGAAGAUCUUAGAUCACGAUGUUGCGCUGCAAACGAAUGAGCUGGCGACGAGGUUCUCCUGGCAGUGGCAAGCGUUCUUCUCAUGGGAACCUCUCAUCUGCGCCCUUAAAGAGCUCUGCGAGGAGCAAGACCCGGGUCAGGUUGACUCUGCGUGGGAGAAGGUCGAGCGUGUCUUCAAAGGACAUCCUAAUAUAGUCACGCCAUCGCGCGCAAUUGAGGUGGCAAUUGGUAGACUGGCUUUGAGGGCCUGGGACUUGACGCAGCGGAGGUCCUCCGCCCCUCCUCGAGAGCCCGCUUUUCUCGGAUCCCUACGUCAAUUCUUCCGAGUGCGCGAGGAGGCGCGGAAGACGUCUCCGGCAGCCAAACACACGCCAACAGAACAGUCGGCGGAAACGCAGCACGACACCUACCCGCCGCUCGGAGAACUCGAAACGUUGGAUGAUUUUGGAGCCGACAUCGACUGGAACUUUUGGGAUGAUCUGAUCCGCGAUUCGGAGCUUGAUUCUUCGAGGGUACAGGGAUGA